Molecule: messenger RNA, 5215 nt
Organism: Poecilia latipinna (sailfin molly)
Lineage: Eukaryota; Metazoa; Chordata; Actinopteri; Cyprinodontiformes; Poeciliidae
Gene: dennd3a
Product: DENN/MADD domain containing 3a
Exons: 30
Coding region: 239-4036 (1265 amino acids)
Biological process (GO): regulation of Rab protein signal transduction
Cellular component (GO): cytoplasmic vesicle
Molecular function (GO): protein binding
Source: RefSeq, a predicted model, not a curated record
UUAUUUUGACAGAGCACGGGAAAACAGUAGGGUCGUAUCGUUGCUAAGUUUGAUAAAUCAGCGGUAAACCAGGGUGAGUGUCUGUGAAUUUUGAAUCACAGCGUACAGGAAAGUUUGUGGAGUUUUUAAACGGCUUUAUGACCGCGAACAAUGGCUGUGUUGGCAAGCUAACCAAAUGUCGGAACCGAACCCAAUGGAAAUGAUCGAGUAAUAUAAGGAGUGUGUGAACUCUGAUGUGAUGGCGGAGCUCCCAUCUGGGCUCCUGGAGGCCUGUGUAGUGGUCGGAGCUCCCAGCGAUAAGCUUCGAGAGUUACCGCAACACACAAAGUCAAGUGAGCUCCCCCUGCUGGAUCCUGAGGUACUGCAGGUCCAUGCUCCGCCGUUUGUUUCCAUAGAGGCCAACUCGAACCACGUCAUUGGUCCAGCUUUCAGCCGUGUGCAGAGGAGGAGAAGUUUCAUUAAAAAGAAGAGGCGAGAUCGUGCUGCGGAGGGCGUGUCUAAUGGAGAUUCAAGCAGUCGUCACGAAGCAUCGCCGGUACCGGCAACGGAGGACAUCAGUGUUCCGAAGGAUCUGGACCUCAUCGCUUUGCCUCAGCUCUGUUUCCCUGAUGGUCUUCAGCUAGCCAGUGAGCAGAAAGAUGACGCCUAUCACUUCUUGGUUUUUACCGACCUGUUUGGCAAUCGAACCCAUGGAGUUGUUGUCCAUUACUACAGAGCUGUGCAGUCCUUUCAGGACAGUGUUUUCCAAAAUGGCCACAGAUGGAACGCACCCAAGUCUCGUCUGUUUGCUCCUUUUGCUGUGUGCAUCAUUUCAAAGUUUCCCUACUACAACGCCCUGAAAGACUGCUUGUCAUGUCUGCUGGUCCAGUUGCGGACUGUGAGACAAGCGGAUCUUGAAGAAACGAUCAGGGAGUUUUCAGCCAAGCUGUCCCUCGUUCCCCUACCACCUCCUGGACAGCUGCAUGUGUCUUUUAGUCUCCGUCCCCUUCAAGUGGUUCUCCCGUCCAGAGACGAUCAGGACAGUCCCGUUGUUGACCUCAACCUUCACCUUCCUCUUCUCUGUUUCACUCACACGGCUCUGCUCCAGGUGCUUUCCUGCCUUCUGCAAGAGCAGAGGAUCGUCUUUUUCUCCUCAGACUGGGCCAGACUGACUCUGGUGGCAGAGAGUUUGUUGCUGUACCUGCAGCCACUGUCCUGGCAGCAGCCCUACGUUCCUGUCUUGGCCCGAGGAAUGCUGGACUUUCUUAUGGCGCCGACCGCUUUCCUGAUGGGCUGUCACAUUAAUCACUUUGAAGAGAUUGCUGCUGAGACAGAGGACCUGAUCCUUGUGAAUGUGGAUGAUGGUUUUAUUCAGACAUCAUGGUCUGAAGCUGUCGACCUUCCUGCCUUACCUCUGGCUGCAGCAGAGUGCUUUAUUUCAAGGGCAGAGAGCUUACAGCUUCAGUACGAUUUGGAGCUGUGCCACCUUGGGACGGGUACAGACGUUAACACCCUUCGCUCCCAGCGUAGAGGCUGGCAGCAGAAACUCAACUCCCAGAUCCAAAACAUCGCCCUGGAACUGGUGGUCAACAUCUUCAGAGGAGUCCAGGACUUUUUAAACCAUGAACACAGAGUUUUUAAUAGUGAGGAGUUUCUUAGAACGAGGGAGCCAGACGACCAGCUGUUUUACAGAAAGGUUUUAGAGACGCACAUCUUUCACUCAUUCCUGCGGGACAGGCUGAACCGGAAAAGAGAUUCCUUCAGCCGCAUGGAGCAGAUGACACAAAGCCACGCGCACCGGAAUCGUGCAAUGACAGAAUCCCCACGCCGCCCUCCGAUGUCGGAGCUGUCCAGAGCUGGCCCUGACCGCAAACUGAGCAAGCGGCUGGGAGCCAGUCUGCCGAAUCUCGACCAACCCAUUAACGAAUCGGUCCCGCUGAACGCAAACAGACUACUCUCCAUUCGGAAGAUCAGUCCCGAUAGCGGGUUGAAGUUUCUUCAGAAACCUCUGAAGGUGUUCCGCCUCCCAGAGUUCCCGCCGCCAUUAGCCUAUCAUUAUGUUCAGAACUAUUACUCUGACAUGGUUGCCUCACUGGGGAAGGCUAUUAAUGCGACACCACCUGAUGAAUCUGCACUGCUGGCCAGAUACCAUUACCUCCGGGGUUUGGUGAACACUGUGUCCAACAGGCGUCUGGACGCAUUGGAGGAUUUUCAUAGUCUUUAUAAGACUGACGCAGGAAUCUUCCCUUCUCAGAUGGUUAACUCUUUAAUAGACUCCCUGCCAGAUGUUGAGCGCGUACAGGCGGACAGAAGGCCGGAGAUCAAACGCCUCAUCAGUCGGCUGAAGAGGGAACAGGAGCGGGAGCGCGCGACCCAGGGCACGGGACAGGAAGACGCAGCAGUAAAGCGUUUCCAGCUGCCGAAAAAAUACAUGCACUUGGAGGAGUUUGUGAAAUGUGUCCAGGAGUCUGGCAUCGUAAAAGACCAAGGAACCAUUCACAGACUGUUUGAUGCUCUCACCGUAGGUCACCAGAAGCAGGUUGGUCCAGACUUAUUCAGAGUGUUUUACACCAUCUGGAAGGAGACUGAGGCCGAGGCUCAAGAGGUGUGUCUGCCGGCAUCCGUGCUGGAGCACAUUGAUGCUGCCGAAUGUGUCUUCAAGCUGUCGUCCUCCGUCAAAACGAGUCGUGGUGUGGGGAAGAUCGCCAUGACUCAGCGUCGGCUUUUCUUGCUGACCGACGGACGACCGGGAUACGUGGAGGUGGCACAAUAUCGAGACUUGGAGGAAGUGAGGGUGUCCUCUGCUCCCUUCCUGGUUCUACGCAUCCCCAGCCUGAAGAUCCGUGUUCAUGGAAGGAAGGAGACAUUCGAGGCGAACCUGAAAACGGAAACUGAGCUGUGGAAUCUGAUGAUCAAGGAGAUGUGGGCAGGACGAUCAAUAGCUGACCGACACAAGGAUCCACAAUACAUGCAGCAGGCUCUGACCAACGCCUUGUUAAUGGACGCUGUAGUAGGCAGCCUUCAGAGCAGCAAAGCUAUCUAUGCUGCUUCUAAGCUCGCUUACUUUGACCGCAUGAGUCUAGAAGCUCAGAUGAUGGUUCCCAGCACAACUUCAGAGACGCUGAAGCAUAAAAUAAACCCGUCAGUGGAAUUUGCCGUACCCCAGGCUGUAGAUGUGUUGCUGUACACUCCAGGUCAGUUAUGGGUGUCUGUGGGCGGAGGGAAGGUGAUGGUCUAUGAUGCAUCCAGCUGGUCCCUCAUACAAACCUGCCAAGUCGGAAAUGCAAGACUGAACUGCAUGCUGGGAGUUGACAGAGAUCAGGUCUGGAUGGGCUCUGAGGACUGCGUCAUCUACAUCAUCAGCCUGGUGUCCAUGGUCUGUAACAGGCAGCUGACUGAGCACAGGGCAGAGGUCACAGGACUCGCACUGGACAACGAAAAAUACUGCCACAAGGUGGCGUACUCCUGCAGUGCGGAGGGAACCGUCAUGGCGUGGGAAGUCUCCACUCUACAGGUGAAGAGACAUUUUCGUCUCUCCUGCGAUCGCCUGCAGUCGGUCUACAGCUGUGGUGGAGUUCUCUGGUGUUGCGCUAGGGACGGCAUAAUGGAGGUCUGGAGGAACGGUACAUUAAAACAACAUAUAAAUCUGCCCGAACAACAGAGAGUCACGUUUAGCUCUGCUCUGCUGAUAACUGAGAGCGAGGAGCUUUGGAGUGUGUGUGUCGACUCUGCAGAGGUGUAUAUCUGGCACAUUAAAAACACCAGCAGACCUAUCAACCGCGUGAUGCUGCAGGACUGCAUUGGAUGCUACUGCAUGAUUCAAGUCAAAAACCAGGUAUGGGUCGGGGGCAUGGGCCGUAGCUCCACCAAGGGGAAGAUUUACAUCCUGGACACGGAGCGCUACGAGGUUCUGAAGGAGCUCCACGGCCAUAUCGACAAGGUGACGGCGCUCUGCUCGGCUGAGGACCGCUACGUCCUCAGCGGAGCCGCCAAGCACGACGGGAAAGUCGCCAUCUGGAAGGUGGAGGAUCGAGGACUGGACUCCAGCAAAUGUUAGCUCUGUUAAAACUAAUGUGGAACUUCUCGUGAACAGUGAAGGUUAAAAAAAAAUACAGAAAAAUGAAGGGAAGCCCAAUAAAGACUGAUAAAUGAAUGAAGGAAUUACAUGUGAAGCAUCCAGUUUAUAUGAAUUCGGCAACUUUAAGCCUUUUUCUAAAACUUAUGUUAGCAAUACUAACACAACUGACACCUUUGUAAGUUUUUAGCAAAGACGAACGACUGAAACACAAAGUGUGCUGAUGGGUUUUUACUCCAAAGUGUCUCACUUUAGAUUCUACAUACGUGUUUGUUAUGCAAGGCCAUGUGCAAUCCGAGGACGUUAUGUGCGUUUAGCUUCACCUCAUGCUGUGUGUGUGACGUGGAAAUCUGCAGCUCCAAGGAGUCAAAAUACCAUGAAAAUACAGAAGAGGUUGGAGAUGUCAGCAGCACUGUGGGAAAGCCCCUACAGCGGUGCUUCAAUACGAGGAUGCAUGGUGAUGGGAACUGGAGUCGACGAAUACGUCGGAGCAUCUUGAGAACUUGUGCGCACGCCUACCGCUUAGAAAAGUAUUCAGCCGUGUCACAUUCUGCCACGUUACAGCCACAAGCAUUGAUGGGUUUUAUUGGGAUUUUGUUUUUAUGGAUUACCGUAAUUGUCCUGCUCGAAUGAAAACCUUUUUUAUACAUGUAACAGAUUUCCAUGCAGAGGAAAAAAGUUAUUUCACUUCACAAUUGUCUACUGCUUUGUAUUUGUCCAAUAAAACAAAAUGAAGUACAUUGUUUGUGGUUGCAAUGUGGCAAAAAUAUUAAUAAGUAAAACACACAGCUUUCUUUCCUCUUAUUUUUUAAAUGUAUUUAUAUUUCUGCAAUGCAUUGUAUACCGUGUGAUGUAGUUGGUUUGUAGUUAAAGGGACCAGAAAAUGUUGAAUUUUUCACAUGUUUAACAUUCAGAUGUUUAUAACAUGCCUGUAAAAUGCUUCAAUUGUUGGAGAUUAUUUUUUUUUCUCAUAUUGGCUGUUUAAUCUCCCCAGAUUCAUAUAUUUCAUUAUUAUUUUUUAUUUAUCUGCUGUAUCUAAAUGCGUUCUAUUUAUAUGCAUUUUUUUUUAUUUCAUUUACUUCGCAAAGACAUAAUUGGGUAAGUUGUGUCCAAAACUAUUCAAGUUUUUAACCAAUAGUAAAAAUACUUUUUAAAACAAAA